CCUCAAGAAGGGUGCCUGCGUCAGAGACGUCGCCGGAGCAUGCGCGGAGUCUCGAAAAUGAAGGUGGCCGUGAGUGGUUGCUGCCAUGGCGCGCUGGAUAAGAUGUACGAGACGAUCGAGUUGAUGGGGCAGCGACAUGGCCACGCGCGGCCGGACCUGCUUCUCUGCACCGGGGACUUCCAAGCCGUCCGCGACUCGGCCGAUUUACAAUGUAUGGCCGUGCCCCCCAAAUACCGACAGAUGGGAGGCUUCGCGCAGUACUAUUCUGGAGAGAAGAAGGCUCCAGUCUUGACCAUCUUUAUUGGGGGAAACCAUGAAGCCUCCAACCAUUUGCAAGAACUCCCAUAUGGUGGAUGGGUAGCGCCAAACAUCUACUACCUUGGUUAUGCCGGAGUAGUGAAAUACCGUGGGUUACGCAUCGGUGGGAUCUCUGGCAUUUUCAAAUCUCAUGACUACAGAAGAGGCCACUUUGAGUGUCCCCCUUACAAUCAAAAUACCUUAAGAAGCGUCUACCAUGUGAGAAAUAUUGAAGUGUUCAAGCUCAAGCAGCUGAAGCAGCCCAUGGAUAUCUUUAUGUCCCAUGACUGGCCCAGAGGCAUCUAUCAUUACGGAAACAAGAACGCGCUGCUUAAGAAGAAAUCCUUUUUCCGCCAAGAAGUGGAAGACAACACACUGGGAAGCCCUGCUGCAUCGGAACUUCUGCACCAUUUGAAGCCUGCAUACUGGUUCUCAGCUCACCUUCAUGUCAAAUUUGCAGCCGUAAUGCAACACAAGGCUGACAGCAGUGAGCAGCAGCCCAAAGCAACAAAAUUUCUAGCCCUGGAUAAAUGCUUGCCAAAGCGAGACUUUCUUCAGAUUGUAGAGAUCGAGCACAAUCCCAGCGCUUCUGACACCCUGGAGUAUGACCCAGAAUGGAUUGCUGUUCUCAAAGCGACCAACAACCUCAUCAGUGUGUCUCCAAACACUUGGAAUAUGCCUGAAAACAAUGGACUCCAUGCCAGGUGGGAUUACAGCGUUACAGAAGAAGAUACCAAGGCAGUGCUGGACGAGGCCAACAACAACCUUCAGGUCCCCCAGAACUUCAGCGCCACGAGCUCCAACGGCAACAAAUCGCAGCAGCGCGUAGCUCCAGUCCACAGAAUCAAUCCUCAGACCACGGAGUUCUGCGCCCGGUUUGGUCUGGUGGACAUCAACAACAGAAUCCAGCAAGUAAGGGAGGAGAUUCUGGCACAGAGAGGGGACGAGGAAGAAGAGGAGGAGGAGGAAGAGGAGGUAGACAGUACUGGGGAAGCCAGUGACUAUAAUACGGAUGUGUCCGGGUUGACCGCCUCCAUCAACCCUGACGAGAUAAUACUGGAUGACGAAGCCAGCGGUGAGGAAGAUCCCAACGACAGCUCAGACCAGCAGUCUGAUGCCACCUCCACGUAUUCCGAACUCAGGAGGCUGCCGAGCAGCAUGAACGUAUCGUCUGAUGACGGCCUGGACAGCGCGAGCGCCAACCUGGGGCAGAUGAGCAGCGGUGACCAGGAGGAAGAGCAGAACACCUCCGACAAAUCCCUGAAGCGGGCAGGCGAUGAGGACGCAGAAGAAAAGAGUGGGAAAAAGAAAAUUAAAAGACGCAACCAGGCCAUCUAUGCGGCACAGGAGGAGGAGGAGGAGGGGGAAUGAAGAGUCUCCAUUUGGGAGACCUCUGAGGCUCUUCUCGGACUGGGACGUGUGCCCGGCUUGAUGGAGGCUGUGGCAGUACUGGAUUGUUUCUGAUGGUUUUAAUGGUGUCCACCAGCCCUAUAUUUUUUUUAAGCAACAACAAGAAUAUAGUAUCACAGAAGUUUUAAAA
Molecule: messenger RNA, 1837 nt
Organism: Heteronotia binoei (common prickly gecko)
Lineage: Eukaryota; Metazoa; Chordata; Lepidosauria; Squamata; Gekkonidae
Gene: DBR1
Product: debranching RNA lariats 1
Exons: 8
Coding region: 40-1668 (542 amino acids)
Biological process (GO): mRNA splicing, via spliceosome
Cellular component (GO): nucleus
Molecular function (GO): RNA lariat debranching enzyme activity
Source: RefSeq, a predicted model, not a curated record